AUGUCUGUGCCCCAGAUCCAAAUAGAAGAGGUAGAUGGAGAUGAAGGGUCAGAAGGUGCCGUCCUGCCUCCUGAUGACCACCUCAGGAGCCUGAAGGCCCUCACCGAGAAACUGAGGCUUGAGACGCGCAGACCCUCCUACUUGGAGUGGCAGGCCAAGUUGGAGGAACAGACAUGGACCUUCCCCAAGGCAGCUGCCCAGCAGGACACCAGCCCCGAGCAGAGGCAGUGUGGAGAGGAGACCUCGCUGCUCCCAGGGGAAAGCAGGCAGCAUUCUUCACCUAACGGGAGAGCUGGCCAGGGCCAGAGCCCCCUUGGCACUGGCAAGCUGGAAGGCUUUGAAAGUAUCGAUGCAGCUAUAACCUGGCUCAGGAAGGAACUGACAGAGAUGCGGCUGCAGGACCAGCAGUUGGCCAGACAGCUCAUGCGCCUGCGCAGUGACAUCAACAAGCUCAAGAUUGAGCAGACCUGCCACCUGCACAGGAGAAUGCUCAACGACGCCACCUACGAGCUGGAGGAGCGGGACGAGCUGUCCGACCUUUUCUGCGACUCUCCUCUGGCCUCCUCCUUCAGUCUCUCAACUCCACUCAAGCUCAUUGGCGUCACCAAGAUGAACAUCAACUCCCGAAGAUUCUCUCUCUGCUGA
Elephantulus edwardii (Cape elephant shrew) is the source of this 645-nucleotide messenger RNA. RefSeq names its product family with sequence similarity 167, member A (gene FAM167A). NCBI's taxonomy places the organism in Eukaryota, Metazoa, Chordata, Mammalia, Macroscelidea, Macroscelididae. The coding region runs from base 1 to 645 and encodes 214 amino acids. The record is from RefSeq and is a predicted model, not a curated record. The transcript has 2 exons.